CACCGAGCGUUCCAUGAAAAGCCUGGUUGGUACUGAGCCGAGACGUCAGCGCUGUGUGACAGGUGACGCGCGGGUCCUGUUGUGCUGCUCUGGCUCCCCAGCCCUGAACAUGGAGGAGGAGGAAGGGGAGUCACGGUCACUGGAAGACGAGGUGGCCGGGGGUCAGUACCCAGCAUGGCAGGGUCAGGGAGAUGGGGAGGAGGAGAGGAGACGGAGAGCUGUCCACAGACCGUCAGUCCUGGACAUACAGUUGGCUUUGGCCCGUCUAUGUGAAGAUGGAUAUGAAGACAGGUCUUCAGAAUCUGACUUGCCGAUGUCUAUUUUAGAAAAUAACCAAGAGUCUCCACAUGAAAGAUCUUUUAUAGGUGAUGUUCGAAUCCAGUCAGCAGGUAAAAUAGUGAGUGAACUCUUUAAGGAGGCAAAGGAGCAUGGAGCUAUUCCCGUAGAAGAAGCCAAUAAAGCUUAUGAAGAUUUUUUUAAAGCAAAAUUAUUUACUGGUGGAGCAUACAAAUUGGGUGAUUCUGCAAUGAAGCAAUCUGAAUAUAUACGGGAUGAUGAACUCUUUGAAAGGCGGCAAGAUGUUCAGAUUUUACUCAAGCUCUGGAGCAAUGGAUUCAGUUUAGAUGACGGGGAACUAAGAUCUUAUACAGACCCAAUAAAUGCCCAGUUUUUGGAAUCGGUAAAAAGAGGAGAAAUUCCUGGGGAGCUAAAGAGAAUGGUUCAUGGAUGUCAGAUCAACUUAGACAUGGAAGAUCAUCAGGACCAAGAAUAUAUUAAACCGAAGUUGAGAUUUAAGGCAUUUAGUGGUGAAGGCCAAAAGCUUGGAAGCCUGACUCCUGAAAUAAUUAGUACACCUUCGUCUCCGGAAGAAGAAAACAAGACAUUUCUAAAUAUAGAUGUUGAACUUGAUGAGCAUGUGCCCACAACAAAAAUUCAGAUUAGAUUAGCCGAUGGAAGCCGCUUGAUAAAAAGAUUCAACCUCAGCCAUAGGAUAAUGGAUGUACGGAACUUUAUUCUCCAGUCCCGCUCGGAGUUCGCCCACACUGAAUUUACAUUAGUUACAACGUUUCCAAACAUUGAACUAACAGAUGAAAAUCAAACACUGGAAGAAGCUAAUAUAUUCAACACUGUGAUUCUACAACGAUUGAAGUAGACUUGCUUUCACAAGCCCUUUAACUUGUAAAAAAUAUUACUUGUUACUUUCAACCAGUAUUAUGUACAGGUUUAAAUAUUUGAUUUUAGUUCUUAUAAAAUAAGUCUAUGAAACUUUACAUUUUGAAAGCUCUAAUUGACAAAGAUAGGGUGAUCAAAUCAUUGAGGCAAUGAUUGAUGUAUCUUUGCUAAUUACAUUACUAAGAAAAUAUACUUCCUAUUGAAUCAUUGAAAACUGUAGUUGUCAGCACCCCGUCUUACACAGCUAUAUUGAACUACGUUUAUUUUUAAUAUGGAGUUUUAAAACAGUUAUUUUGAUAUGGUACAUUUUUCCUAAUUGUGUGGAACUGUGCGAUCUAUAACAAAAUCAUUCUAACCCUCCAAUUGUACUGCUCGAUUUGCAUGUAUGUUUCAAAAUGUUCACUAAAACUCGAAACUUCGCUGUAAAUGGGAGAAGAACUAUGGGGCCUUUUAAAAUGAAUGGUGUGUUUUAAUUUUUUUUUAAUUUUAUUUGGCUUUAUAAUUAAGGAUCAAUUGCCCUUUAAAUUGUACAUUUUUCUUUUAGGAUUGUCUUUUUCUUAAACACACUCUAGCACAUAACUCUAUAACUAGAAAUACAUUUAUCUUUGAUUUUCAAUAAGAAAUUUAUUUAUAUUUUACCAGAGAUACACAUUGCUCUGGUCAUAGAAUCCACCCCUGUGUGCUUUUGAAAGAAAAUAAAAGUAAUCAAAGUAGUGUGUAGACUAAGGAAGUAGUGUGAUGAUUGAAAAUCGAAGAUGUUGCUAUCAAAAUGAAUGAUUCAUUAAUGAUUUUUCUUCCAUAUGAUAAUAGUGAUGCUAGCUAAUCCCUUUCUCUAGUCUUGUAGGAACCAAAUAACUGCUCACCAUAACUUUUAUUCUGUUUUUUUUUUCUCAUCUACACACUUUAAAAGAGAUGCUUCCUGUUUAAUAGAUGUUAAAUUAAUGCCUGUUUCAUGUGCAAUGUUUUAUUUAUUAUCAUUAUUUGUAAAGUGCCAACCUUUAGAACAAUAUAAUGUAUGCAUGUUAUUUAAAUGUGAAUUAUUUAAAUAUGUUCUUUCAUUAACCCAGAUUUAUAUAUGUAUAUAUCAAAUUUAGUUCAAUAAAAUGGCUUAAUUUGUUAUUGUUAGCACAUGACACACUCCACAGCAUUUUUACAUUACACUAUGCUGUCCAUCCAUGGGUAUCAUCAGUCAGUCCUCCUAACACAAUUGCUUGUUCUGGAUACCCCGAAGCCAGAAAACGGUACCAUCUAUAUUCAAACUUUGUCUUUAACAGUUGGUGAAUCAAACUCUGAUUAUAUAUUUACUGGGAUUCACUUUGAUUAGGGUGCAAUAGUUUAUAUUUAAAUAUAAUAUAUAACGGCUGUAAAGCUGCUGUUUAUCCACUGGUCUUUAAGUUUAUUGGCUCAUUUAAAUUAAUACUCUUAGCACCAAAGCAGGGGAUGAUCCAUACACCAAAACCACUUAAUUAAGCUAAAGUUGUUACGGAGCUUAGCGAAAGCAAUGCAAAAACAAAAUAUAGCCCCCAAAGCCCUACAUAUAUCUCCAUUUGGUACAUUACCCUGCAGAGAAACAAAUUUCAGUCCUCAAUUCUAUAUGUCUGCAUCUAAAUGUAAAUGUCAUGUAAAUAGAAUGAAUAUGAUGAAGAAUAAAGUGCAAAGUCGAUUAACCAUCU
This is a messenger RNA of Pelobates fuscus (common spadefoot toad), 2846 nucleotides long. It is a transcript of the gene UBXN2B, whose product is annotated as UBX domain protein 2B. The transcript has 8 exons. Lineage: Eukaryota; Metazoa; Chordata; Amphibia; Anura; Pelobatidae. Bases 14 to 1153 code for a protein of 379 amino acids. Gene Ontology annotation, cellular component: cytosol; nucleus. The record is from RefSeq and is a predicted model, not a curated record. Gene Ontology annotation, biological process: proteasome-mediated ubiquitin-dependent protein catabolic process; nuclear membrane reassembly; membrane fusion. Gene Ontology annotation, molecular function: ubiquitin binding.